This is a messenger RNA of Trichoderma harzianum CBS 226.95, 1706 nucleotides long. RefSeq lists its product as hypothetical. The transcript has a single exon. Bases 263 to 1522 code for a protein of 419 amino acids. Lineage: Eukaryota; Fungi; Ascomycota; Sordariomycetes; Hypocreales; Hypocreaceae. The record is from RefSeq and is a predicted model, not a curated record.
AGCGUGCUAUACAGAGCGUCUUCCUUUCGGAAAGCGCGUACCCAGAGGGAUGUCUAUACUGGGAUGGACACCUAGUCAAUGUUUGCUGUCUUCCUCGAGCUCUCACAGACACCACAGGAGGCGAGAAUACCAAUAUCAUCACACUCGCUACAACGCCUUGCCUGGCCAAAGUACAUUUACAAAAUUCUCAAACUCUACACUCGUUACAGCUUCAUCUUCAUAGCAUCUCUUCCAAACUAACGCUUUCAAUCGACAAGCAAUCAUGGCGGACGAAACUGUUCAGGAUCAGGCUGUCAGGGAGCCCAGCUUCCCUGUUGAUUACAGUUAUGUGAUCGAAUUUAUGGUCGGACAAGAGACGCCGGAAUUCGAUUACGACGCUUCGCGACCCCCAAGACUUUGGGCCUGUCCCGUCCAAGAAGAAGACCCUAGCGCUGCUAUCCUGGACAAGUGCAAGGAUUUGCUGGUGAGAGCGGGCGAGUCCGUAGCCAUCUGUCGGGACCCUUCGUCUCCCGAUACGAGUAUAGAAUAUUUCUCUGAAGAGAAUGGACCGCCCAUGGGCUUAGGGGGCCACUGGCUCAUCGAACCCUCUCCCACCACUUAUUCAAGGCGACACAGCCCCGAGGCGUAUGAAUGGUAUGGCGUGCGGCUUCGCAGUCCAACUUACCGCGAACUAGAAGCUGUGGAUAGGAUGACUCCAGUUCAAUGGAUCCUUGCCUUAUUCCGAUCAAGAGUCCUGAUUCAUGUCAACUCGACGUGUAGAUUCAACGUUCAUGUCAAGCCCGCACUCAUGCCAAUCUCUCUGCUCACUGCCAAAAAGAUGACGACACUCGUGUGGGUUCUUGAGAAGGAGUUGCUUGAGCGCGUCUGCCCCAAUUCUUACGGGUUGCCGUACCCUCAUGUCAAAACCCUGGAAACGUGUUCCCGAAUCUCGUCUCUCGUCUGGUAUGGCUCUGGAGGAAGAUCCCGUCAACAAGAUCCCCUUAGGGCUGCAAUCUCGAAACAGCAUCUUCCCGACCUCUGCAACAUGGACCUUUUAACCAGACUCGAACUCGUAUGGGAUGCUGGCUCAACCGGCGAACUCGCCAAGGGCCUUCUUGGGUACAAUGGGGAUGCCACGUCGUUUGCUAUACGGCCUGCUGGAAAGUACACUCAUGGCCCCACGUUUGAGUUCCGCUAUAGCCUUUGGCAUCCUUACGACGACCUGGACGCAUCCCAAUACUGGAUUGACUUGUCCAUUCGCCUCCUACGGGCCACAGCGCAGAGUGCCGACAGGUUUAAGCAGUACAUCUCACAGUUGGAUGACUUGAUACACGGCUUCUCAGUUAACAGCACGCCCCCUACGCAUCGAUGGAAAGCGCUCUUGUCGACGCUUGGAUUAACGGAGGAAUGGUCUGCUCCCUGGGAGGCCAUCGUUAAGCACUACAGAGCUGGCCAUCAGCUUUCCUACCGAUUCAUCGAUCGGCAACAGUUUCUGGUACCAUCUGAGUUGCGGGCCCCAGGACGGCAUAAGGUGCAACGAUGAAGUGUCCUCCACCCGACUUCUGCGUUUUCUGCAUUCUAAUUUGCUCAGCGCUCCUUGACAGCGAAUGUUGUAUUUAUUGCCCUUGGUAAUGGGACUUUCUGGCAUAGCUUGAGGGUCGUCAUGAGCGCUAGAUACUGAGUUAUUCUAUAGCAAUUAAGGCGUGUCUGCAACAUGCCACCUGUUC